AGACAGUUAACGACACUCGCGGUAUUGAGAGACGGUUAAACGAAAAUAAAAAAGUUUCAUAUUAAAAUGCGCCAUUUCUCGAUUCGGUGGAAUUUUGUGAUAGACUAAAAGAAAAAGUUUUUAUUUUUCCGUGGUUUUCGCUGAGAAAAAAAAGCUCUCUGUAACACAGUUCGCUGCAGUUCAUAAGAGUAUUAUAUUGUCUGCUGGAUACGUCGGUUCGGAAAGCAUAAGAUAUUAUUUCGGUGUUGAAUGUUUGCUAUACAUGUAAAUGUGCGCGCGCGGUUUAUGCGUCUUUUUAAAUUGGGUAUAUGGUAGAGUAAAAGUGAUUUCUAGUGCCAUAUCAAAGAUAUCUGUUUGGUAUUAUACAGACAAGAGACUAGCAUAGACUUUUGAGAGACUUAAAGUUACUCAUUGUAAAAUUGUAAGUUUUGUCUAUAUAAUCGGUUGCAUCAUAUCAAGACUUCAGUCGAAUAAAAGUGAGGUGGUUGAGCACAUCUUCUUGAGCUUUUUUUUUGGUUUAUUGUGGAUUGCAGAUUGUAUCGUUUGACAAAAAGAAAAUAGAAAAAAAAAUAUUUUUGUUAAGUUUUUGAUUAGACAGUGUUUUGUAAUCGGCGCGAACAACUCAUCAUCAUCACCAUAUUAUGGAAUACAAAUUGCACGAUUAUGGAUACUAUUUUGUGUUUGUUGUGAAAUAUUUAUUGUGCACGUAACACAUCGUCACUGAUGCUAAUGACAAUAUUUUUUUGAUAAAAAGGACUAAAAGGACAUUUAUCGAACCGAAGCAUUUUUUGUGAUUUUUUUUUUUAAUUUGAAUUUCUGGAAGAAAUAAACUGUUCAAACUGAAAAUAAGUUACAGUGAUGAUUUCGGGAAAUUUUAUGUGAUGAGCUAUGGAAUCCCCGCAAAUGUAUGAUAACGUACAAUCAUUAACUCAACUUGAUAUUAAAAAAGGAACAAUGGCAACCAACAAUAUUAACAGUAACAACCAUUCUGUUGUGAACAACAACAAUAAUAACAACAACAAUACGGCCUCAGCUAUCAACCACAAUACAAUGGCAGCGAAUAAAACUGCCCAUCAAAUGCUGCAGGCAAAUAACACCAACAACAACAACAACAAUAAUAAUACAAUUUUGCAGAAGCACAUCCUGCAACAAUAUUCUCAAAGUGAUCUCGAAGAGCUAACCUCUCAGGAAAUUUCAUUGGACUUGCAGCAUCUCAUCGAUGAUCAGUUUAGAGAACAGGAAGCACUUGGCAUAUUUUCCGACAUGGAACCGAACGGCAAUAACAACAACAACGGCCACAACAACAACAACAACAACAACAACAACAAUUCGAACGGAACAUUGAGCGUAGCGGCCAAAGUCCUACAACAUCAGAAUCGACUCAAUCAACAGCAAGCGCAAGGAUAUCAAAGAGCAACAUUGGCCUAUAUGCCACAGCCAGUACAUUCGGGUGCAAAUUACACAAACAACUCCAGCGAUGACAACAGCAGCAUAGGUUCGGAUGGUACAAAUAUCAAAGAGGAGCCCGUCGACACAGCCGAGUUUCGUCGUCUAGCUGCUGCGGCAAAUGGAGCCCAAUUCAUCGGUGUUAAUCAAGAGGCGGCCGGUCUAUACCAAAUUCCACAAAAUUACACAUCCAAUGGCAGUGGUAAUACGUUCACAACGUUAACGGCACCCGUACUACAUCAUCAAGGAUUACCCCAUUUACCAGGCAGUCAUUUGGCCAGUCUAAAGCAUAAGCAAUUAAUGUCGCAACGGAAACACCAAAACAAGCAUGUGGACAAGGGUACGGACGAAUAUCGUCGGCGACGUGAACGGAAUAAUAUUGCGGUACGUAAAAGUCGUGAAAAGGCAAAAGUUCGAUCCCGUGAAGUGGAGGAAAAGGUCAAGGCACUGGUGAAGGAAAAGGAAGCGCUAAUGAGACGUCUGGAGGAAAUGACCAAUGAAAUUCAAUUGCAUAAACAACUCUACGUUCAUCUGAUGAAUCACAAUAAUCCAGAAGUGAACAAUAUCUGUCGAAAUGUUUUGAGUUUGGUUAGUGGUGAUCAUGGCAUGUAGACGAAAGGGGAAGGUACAACAAAAGGAAAAUCAUUUCGUCUUCAAGUGGAAAAUGUUUCAAUUUUAAAUUAAUUAACUUACUGAAUUUUUAGAUAAAUAUUUAUGUAAUGUGACAAGACAAAUCGGAUUCUUAAUAUAAAAAGGAAAAUAUCAAAAAGAAAACUGAUCGUAAAACCCUUCAAAUUUGCCAAAGACUUUCAGAUGGAUGUUCUGAGAUAAAAAAAAAAUUCAAAUAAUUUAUGGUGCAGUUAUAUUAAGAUGUAAUUUUAAACGAGAUGAUCCAGGAAGUGGUUAUAUAAGUGAUCAUUUAAAGCAAAAAUAUUAAUUAGAAAAAGUGUCUUAAUGAAAGAAAAUGUCCGUGACAAAGAAGGGAUUAUAAUAAUCGAAGGAAAACAUAACUGAAUUGACAAAAAAAAAGAAAAUUGAAAAUUGAUAUCGAAGUGAAAUGCAAUCAUAUUUCGUUUCCAUUCAAGAACAUGUUUUUUGUGUUGUAGUUAGUUGUAUACAAAAUGUAUGAUAAUGUACAAAGUAGUGGUUUAAAUUCGUAAUUUUAUAUUUAAAUAUGGUCAGUUUUUCAAUAUUAUUACCGUGUAUAGACUCGCUCUGGAACAUAUUUGUUAACAUAAAAGGAAAAAAAAUAAUUUUUUUGUAUAGGAAAAAUGUUUUUCAAUUUUAGGAAGGACAGUCUGGGAUUUCGUUAAAAAAAAUCGAAUGAAAAAGAACUGCAAAUUUAAAUCGAGAUCAUUUAAUUCCAAUAUAAUAAUAUGACUGCAAUUUCUGAACAGAAGACUUUUUGUAUUUAUUUUUAUGAUUAUUUUCUCCCCCGUUUUUAAAUCGCAGACGACGUAACAGUAUAGUGAAUUCUUUUUCAAAAACCAAAUUUUCCAAAAAUAAGUAGGUCAACACACAAACACAUCUCCACACACAUUCAUAUGCGAUGCAUUAUUAUACAGAACAUAUCGACUAUGACUUCCGUAGUCGUAGUAAAAACUCUAUUUGAUUAUUACAUGAUCAAAUGAUAUAGUGUAAUGAUAUAUACGAAAAAAAAAACAAGAACGAAAUUCAUAUAGCUCUUGAUAGGCAUAUACUAACAGUCCAUAUACACCGUUACGACGACGACGUUACAACGACUUACAGCAUUUUUCUUUUUCUUUUCAAAACACAUAAAUAAAAAUAUAUGUGAACACAGAUUGUUCGAACAUUAUAGUUGCUGAAUAUUUAAAAAAAAAAAAUAACUUUUGUCGAUGGUUUUUUUAUAAGUUUAAACUCAGUUUCGUUCUGUCGUUGUUGUUGCUGCUGCGAAUUUAUUGUUGCCUUUCACUUUCUGUCGAAAAAUUAUUCACGCAUGGUACAGAAUAAUAUGUUGGGAAAUAUAAUAUUUAUGUUUUGUAGUAAUAAUAAUACUAUUGGAAUUUUUGAUUAGGUAUGCUCCCAAUUUGUUAGUCAAAAUUUUUUUUUUGAUUUUUAGGUUUUUUGAUUUUGACAAAAUUUGUAAAUUUUUUAAAGCAGGACUAUCGUUUAUACGAAAAGUGAGUUAUGUCACGUAGAUUUAUGAAUGGGGCGGUUAGUAAAAAAGCAAUAAUGUUUUGACCAUUCUCUUUUGUUGGUUAAAAUGUCCUUAGCAUUAAGUUAAAUUUUUUUCUUCAUUUUAUUGACAAUUUUUUUUAAAAUCAAAUCAAACGCAGACGAUACAAAAGUGAACAACGAACUGAUCGUACAAAAAUUGAUAAUUGUUUUUAAAUUGAAUUAAAUUUCUAUUUAAAACUGAAAGUUUAAACGUUAAUUUUGCAUAAAUAAAAAUAAAAACCAGUUUUCAAUUUAGGUCAAAUAUUAUGGUGAACUCAUAAAGUAAUUAUAUUUUUAGACUUCAGGUACUUCCUACUGCAUGCAUGCAAAUUUUUCGCAAAGAAAUAUAUUUAAUUUGUCGAUAUCUUUAGUCAGAUUCCAUUUGCAUUAUUCGGCGAGAAAAACGAUCGAGCAUUACUCAUUAAAUACACUUUUAUUCACAACGUGCGUCUUCUAUUUCAUAACGCAUCGUUUUCUCAUGCUUAAAGCUUUUAUAUAACUGCGUGACUAUUGUGAAUUCUGCAGUUGUCUGGAGUUAUAUAACAUUCUAAUCUCGUUAACAUUUCACAGACGGCGUAUCAUUUGGAUAGUUAUUCAAUCUGCUACUUCGUUUGAUCAAAGUACAAACAAUCUUUAACUUCAUUUAUUUUAACAUGCAUUUUGUAUUCAAAUUUUUACUACAUAUAAAAUGACUUCGGAUAACGGUCAUUAUUUAUAUUUGUCGAAGUAGUCGAUAACAAAUGAUAUAAUGUAGCACUAUGUGAUCCCCAGCUUAGAUUUCUGCUUAGAUUACUUUCUUUAUCGAAAAAACUCGAAUAAACAUAGCAAAUCUUUUGUGAACUCAAAGAAAUUCUAGAAGAAAGUCUAUAAAAAAACCUUAAACCUAUCGACUGUUUCACCAUUACUUGCCUCUCGACAUUUUAUUUAUUUUAUUUCCUUAACUUCUUACUUUCUUCUUCUCUACCACAAUCAUUUACAUAUCUACUGGCAUCCCUAUCGCUAAUCUCUUCAAUCAUUACUUCUUUCACUAAAAUCAUUUUCACACUUCCUACUCUCAUUUCAAAACUAUACUAUUCCUCCCUUCAAAAUUUUUGUAACUUUCAAACUUUCAACUGUUAAAUUCUUCUUUUUCAUUCAUUAUUUAUCUCGCUGGAAUGCAUCUGUAAACCGACCCCAUCAUUUUUUUUCUCAUUUUCCUAUUAUGUCAAUAACCAAAUUCAUUCAGAAAGCCAAUCCCAUCUAUUUCUUCCUUAUUUUAAUUUCUGAUACUCUUCUUAUCUAACACUAUAACUCUUUCAGGGUAAGGUACUUCAUACAAUAUUUCUAUGCUGUAGUUCUAUAAAAUUUCGUUAAGCCAGUAUCAACUUAUUUCAAAAAUAAACUUUUAACUGCAAUUUUACCAAGAAUAACUGAGAUUUGUCGUACAACUGAAGAUAAAUAAUUCAAGACGCAUACGAUUAUCUAAUACAAAUUAACUGCAAGAAAUUACCAUAACAGUGAUAUAACUCGAAAUUAAAUUUAAAAUUAGUUCUGUACAUAGAAAGAAAAACUUAAAAUUUUACUGAAAAAUACAAUUUUUUUCCGAAAUUCUUUGUUACCAAUAAAACGGGUAUUUUUUCUUCCAUACUUCUAUUUAUAUUUUGUAAUAUCAUUUCAGCUCAUCCAAAUAUCACAAUGUAAAUAAA
Bradysia coprophila is the source of this 5309-nucleotide messenger RNA. RefSeq names its product CCAAT enhancer binding protein alpha slow border cells (gene slbo). Gene Ontology annotation, biological process: regulation of DNA-templated transcription. Gene Ontology annotation, molecular function: DNA-binding transcription factor activity. NCBI's taxonomy places the organism in Eukaryota, Metazoa, Arthropoda, Insecta, Diptera, Sciaridae. The record is from RefSeq and is a predicted model, not a curated record.